AUGUCGCAAUUUCGUGAUACAUUUACAAAGGAGGAGCAGGGUGAAUCAUUAUAUGAUGAUUCGGCAUUCUUUUUUUUUUUCGGAACCAUUGUUAUUUGUUUUUUAACUUUUUGGACUUAUAAUGUAUUGUCAAGAUUUCUCUGUCCAACAAGAAAAUUUAAUAAACGUGAGUACCCAAAACACUCAAGUAAAGGUUCAUACAUUCAAUAUUGUAAAUGCUCUGCAUGCACGAACAGAGUAGACAAUAUUAGGAAAGCUCAUAGAUCAUUUUCUCACCGUUUUUCAUGGACAGCUAUUAUACAGACAAUAAUGUUGAUCCUUUUAUGGUAUCUGACUUGUUAUAUGAUGUCAGCAUAUUCUAUGACAAAGCGUAUAGCACAAUUUGACCCAUAUGAAAUUUUAGAAAUUACAUCUACUGCUUCAACUACCGUUAUAAGGAAGGCUUACAGAUUAAUGUCACUUAAAUAUCAUCCUGACAAAAAUCCAAAUGAUCCUACUGCAGCAGCUAAAUUUAUGCUUAUAGCAAAGGCAUAUCAAGCACUUACAGAUGACCUAGCAAGAAGUAAUUAUGAAAAAUAUGGUAAUCCAGAUGGUCCAGCUACAAUGAAAGUAGGUAUUGGACUACCUAGCUUUUUGGUUUCCAAAAAAUAUCAGCUUCUUAUAUUAUGUUUAUUUUCAUUAAUUCUACUCUUUGUGAUCCCAUUGAUUUUCAUUUGUUAUUAUCGUCGCCAAAGACGCUAUGCUUCUAAUGGAGUUCACUUAACAACCUUGUACUUUUUCUCAGCAGCUAUUACAGAUUCCACAAGAUUUAAAGCAUUACCAGAGUUGCUUGCUUUAAGUACUGAAUUUAGAUCUUUGAGUAUAAAAAAUUCUGAAGAUGAAAAGAUUAUCUCAAAAUUUGCAAUGGAAUUGUCAGAAUUUAAGAAGAGAUCAUUCACUGCUAACUCACCCAAUUUUGGUGUUGUGUAUUACUUAAUUUUAGCUCACUUACAUCGUAAGCAUAAUGAGCUUACUCCUUCAUUGAAGAAAUACUUAGAUAAAAUUCUUUAUUUAUCUAUGCCAUUGACCUUAUCAAUGCUUGAAAUUUCAAUUAGUAGAGACUUCUUUCACACAACUAUGGCUAUAUUAUCAUUUAGAAGAGCUCUUAUACAAGCUUUAGAUGGAAGUCCAAACUCUGCUUUUUUGCAAAUCCCUUAUAUAACAGAUAAUGAAAUUUAUCACAUUAAAAAGGGGCGGAAUGCAGCUAAAACUCUUGUUGACUUUAUUAAUCAAAAUUCAUCUGAAAGAAAAGGCUUAGCUGAUCUUACUGAGGAUCAAAAAAUGGAUAUUGAUGCUUUUUGCUAUUUAACAUAUCCUAUAGUGGUGUCUACAAAAGUUAGUGUAGAUGAUGAGGAAGAUAUAGUAGUUGGAGAUUUGGUGACUAUUGACAUUACUCUUAAUCGCUCAAAACUAGAUGAGAACGAAGCAAUUGGUCCAAUACAUUCUCCUUAUUUCUCAGGAACAAAGUAUGAAGAAUGGUGGAUAUUUGCUAUUACAAAAGGUUCCAAUCCACAUAUACUUGGAAAUACUCGCUGUACUUCAAAUGAAAAAUUUGUUGAGGGUAAAAUUCAAUUUUUACUGGAAACUCCUGGCAAUAUUGAAAUCUCUAUAGUUAUUGCAAAUGAUUCUUAUGAAGGUUUAGAUCAACAAAUAAAUGUUAGUUUUAUUGCAAAAAGUAUUAAAGAUUGUGAAAGAACCAUCUUUGUACAUCCUGAAGAUGAAGCUUUAGAUAAUGAACCUACCCUAUUUCAGCAUAUUAUGAAUCAAUUAGAUGAUCAUCAACUUUCUACUGAUACUGAAGAUGAAUAUGAAGAUGAAGAUGAAGAAUAUACUAAUAAUUCUAAAUUUACUAUUCAUCAAACAACUAAGGAUAAGUAA
Molecule: messenger RNA, 1917 nt
Organism: Cryptosporidium muris RN66
Lineage: Eukaryota; Apicomplexa; Conoidasida; Eucoccidiorida; Cryptosporidiidae
Product: DnaJ domain-containing protein
Exons: 1
Coding region: 1-1917 (638 amino acids)
Biological process (GO): post-translational protein targeting to endoplasmic reticulum membrane; SRP-dependent cotranslational protein targeting to membrane
Cellular component (GO): Sec62/Sec63 complex
Molecular function (GO): transmembrane protein transporter activity; RNA binding
Source: RefSeq, a predicted model, not a curated record